ACGCCACCGGGGCGGAAAGUCGCCUGACGCCCUGCCGCGGGCGUGCAGCCCGGUGGCGGCUGCGGGCUGCGUGGCGCGGGAUGCGGCGAGCGGGGCUGCUGCGGCUGCUGCGGCUGCUGCUGGCGGCCCAGGCGGCGGCGGCGUUCGAGCCCAUCAGCGUGGGCAUCGCCAUCGGGGCCGUGUCGGCCCUCACCGGCUACCUGUCCUACACGGACUUCUACUGCCGCUUCGCCGAGUGCUGCCGCGAGGAGCAGCCGCUCAACGCCACGGCCCUGCAGCGGGACUUGGAGAAGCUGUUCGGACAGCAUCUGGCCACGGAAGUGAUUCUGAAGGCGCUGACCGGCUUCAAGAGCAACAGAAACCCCAAGAAGCCGCUGACCCUGUCCCUGCACGGCUGGGCCGGCACCGGCAAGAACUUUGUCAGCCAGAUCCUGGCUGAGAACCUUCACCCCCGAGGCCUCAAGAGUAACUUUGUGCACCUGUUUGUGUCCACACUGCACUUCCCGCAUGAGCACAAGACAAAGCUGUACCAGGACCAGCUGCAGAAGUGGAUUCACGGGAACGUGAGCGCCUGCGCGAGCUCCGUGUUCAUAUUCGACGAGAUGGAUAAGCUGCACCCGGGCGUCAUCGACGCCGUCAAGCCGUUCCUGGACUACUACGAGCAGAUCGACGGCGUGUCCUACCGCAAAGCCAUCUUCAUCUUCCUCAGCAAUGCUGGCGGUGACCUCAUCACCAAGACGGCCCUGGACUUCUGGCGGGCGGGAAGGAAGCGGGAGGACAUUCAGCUGAAGGACCUGGAGGCCGUGCUGUCCGUCGGGGUCUUCAAUAACAAACACAGCGGCCUGUGGCGCAGUGGGCUGAUCGACAGGAACCUCAUCGACUACUUCGUCCCCUUCCUGCCGCUGGAGUACAAGCACGUGAAGAUGUGCGUGCGGGCGGAGAUGCGCGCCCGGGGCUACGUGGUGGACGAGGACGUGGUGAGCAGAGUGGCCGAGGAGAUGACCUACUUCCCCAAGGAGGAGAGGGUCUACUCGGACAAGGGCUGCAAGACGGUGCAGGCGCGCCUGGAUUUCUACUGAGCUGCGCCUUUGCCCCGCUCCUCCGGGUUUGGCACGUUUGCACCUGCGGGCUCUGGGGACAUCGCCAGUGGAAGAUUCUAGGAGUUCGUUUUUGGAGAGAGAGACUCACCUGUCUGGGACGCGGGUCAGUCUGCCACGUGACAGCUCGUGGACUUCCAGGAUCCCCCAACACUGAGGUGGCCGUGUGUGCGCCUGCCAGGCCCACGGCGGCCACACCCCGGGAGCUGCUCUGUCUCGGGGCUCCCGGCCCGCUCUCCAUGAGAGCUUGGGGUUGGCAGCUGCCGUAGACGGGGUCUCCCUGCCUGGGAGGAUGUCAGUUCGGAGCCCUUGGCUGGCGUGAGCUGGCUGCGUGUGGGGUGGGGGCACCCCUGGGCCUCUGCAGCUGCCUGGGCAGACCGGGCGGCCCUCCGUGUGUCCCUGGCCCUGGCGCCGACAGCCCCGGCCCUGGAGUUCCUGUGCCUGCCUCUCCCUUGUGUCGGUCCCAGCCUGCCUUGCAUCGCAUCUCUCACGUGUCAGUCACUGCCGGGGUCCCUCCCCCCCGGGCCCCGUACACCAUCACCAGAGACAGAAGGAGACCGCGGCCUUUCCAUUUGAGUCCUCGGUCCCCUCAUCUGUUACAUCCCACGCGGUCGGCCGCCCCGCAGAGCCCCAUGAAUCAGCAGGAGCUGCGCACGCUGCAGGGCGGACGAGGCCGGACCCAGCAGUCCGUGGGCAGAUGAACCCCGCGUGGCCCAGGGAGUGGCCCUGCGGGACGCCGGGGAGGCCGGGUUUUAAGGAUAUAUUUUUUUAUGUUUUUACUUCAUAAGGUGUUGCUUGUUUUAAAGCAGGGGGCGGGCGCAGAGCGGGACAAAGCUCAUUCCUCUCUCAGGUGCUCCACGGUGUCCCACGUGGUCGCACCUGGAGCGGGAAGUGGGCAGAGGCCAGCCCCUGGGAGUGGUUCUGUGUGUGUGUGUGUGUGUGUGUGCACGCCCUAGUCCUGCAGCCUGUUUGCACGUGAGGGGCGACAGUGAAUGUUUGGCGACACAGAAGUGCCUUGAGGUCCCGCGCAGUGAGGUGAGGCUUUCGGUGUUCAGGGCACGUUCCAGAACCGGAGCUGGGUUACAUUUCUCUGACCACCUUCUGGGUGUCUGGACGAGAGCAGACACGACUUUGUGUUUACGAUGACGCAAUAAAGUCCACGUGGUGGCCACCUUUGA
Molecule: messenger RNA, 2275 nt
Organism: Oryctolagus cuniculus (rabbit)
Lineage: Eukaryota; Metazoa; Chordata; Mammalia; Lagomorpha; Leporidae
Gene: TOR1B
Product: torsin family 1 member B
Biological process (GO): nuclear membrane organization; protein localization to nucleus
Cellular component (GO): endoplasmic reticulum lumen; endoplasmic reticulum; nuclear envelope
Molecular function (GO): ATP binding; kinesin binding; ATP hydrolysis activity
Source: RefSeq, a predicted model, not a curated record